This is a messenger RNA of Chinchilla lanigera (long-tailed chinchilla), 5792 nucleotides long. It is a transcript of the gene St8sia5, whose product is annotated as ST8 alpha-N-acetyl-neuraminide alpha-2,8-sialyltransferase 5. The coding region runs from base 322 to 1560 and encodes 412 amino acids. The transcript is spliced from 8 exons. The record is from RefSeq and is a predicted model, not a curated record. Gene Ontology annotation, molecular function: alpha-N-acetylneuraminate alpha-2,8-sialyltransferase activity. NCBI's taxonomy places the organism in Eukaryota, Metazoa, Chordata, Mammalia, Rodentia, Chinchillidae. Gene Ontology annotation, biological process: N-glycan processing; oligosaccharide metabolic process.
GGCACCUGCGGUCCCGCUCCUGGGGAAAUCGGCUGCUGCCCCACACGGGCGCUCGGAGGUAAAGACAGCUGCGGGAAGGCCUGAGGGCCGCGGGCGAUCUCUUCGUGACCGGCCCUGUCCAGUCGCCCCCGCGGCUUCACAGACGUUCCAAUGCCCCUUGCUCCGACUGCGCCAGCCGGAAACUUUGCCCUGCAAAGUCCUCCCCUCGCUUGACCGCACGGUGACUCGCCUGGUCGGCCGCGCGCCCCCUCGGGCCCAGGAAUCCCACGCGUGAUUGCUGGGCCACUCCGCACCCUGCGUCCGCGGCGCCCCACCGCCAGGAUGCGCUACGCAGACCCCUCGGCCAACCGGGAUCUGUUGGGGAACCGAACUUUGCUCUUCAUCUUCAUCUGCGCCUUUGCGUUGGUGACCUUGCUGCAACAGAUCCUGUAUGGCAGGAACUACAUCAAGAGAGACCUCCAGUUUGGUUGGCAGAGUGAUGACCAGCUGGCCAAUUGGACGGGGCCCUUUAAUGUCACCGGUGACCCAGCAGUGCAGAGCAGCAGUGACUCCAGCUCCAGGUACUUUGAAUUUUACGAGGGGCCUUUUGAAUAUAACUCCACGAGAUGCCUGGAGCUGAGGCACGAGAUACUGGAGGUGAAGGUGCUGUCCAUGGUGAAACAAUCGGAGCUGUUCGACAGGUGGAAAAGCCUCCAGAUGUGCAAGUGGGCAAUGAACAUCUCUGAAGCCAACCAGUUCAAGUCCACUCUGUCCCGGUGCUGCAAUGCCCCUGCCUUCCUCUUCACCACCCAAAAGAACACACCACUAGGGACGAAGCUCAAGUAUGAGGUGGACACAAGCGGCAUCUACCACAUCAACCAGGAGAUCUUCCGCAUGUUCCCCAAGGACAUGCCCUACUACCGAUCUCAGUUUAAGAAGUGUGCAGUGGUGGGCAAUGGAGGCAUCCUCAAGAAUAGCCGCUGCGGACGGGAGAUCAAUAGUGCUGACUUCGUCUUCCGGUGCAACCUGCCCCCCAUCUCUGAAAAGUACACCGUGGAUGUGGGGGUGAAGACAGAUGUGGUCACUGUGAACCCCAGCAUCAUCACAGAGAGGUUCCACAAGCUGGAGAAGUGGCGGCGGCCCUUCUACCGCGUGCUGCAGGUGUAUGAGAACGCAUCGGUGCUGCUGCCCGCCUUCUACAACACGCGCAACACCGACGUGUCCAUCCGCGUCAAGUACGUGCUGGACGACUUCGAGUCGCCACAGGCCGUCUACUACUUCCACCCGCAGUACCUGGUCAACGUGUCGCGCUACUGGCUCAGCCUGGGGGUGCGCGCCAAGCGCAUCAGCACCGGCCUCAUCCUGGUCACUGCGGCGCUGGAGCUCUGCGAGGAAGUGCACCUGUUCGGCUUCUGGGCCUUCCCCAUGAACCCCUCGGGCCUCUACAUCACCCAUCACUACUAUGACAACGUCAAGCCCCGUCCUGGCUUCCAUGCCAUGCCCUCAGAGAUCUUCAACUUCCUGCACCUGCACAGCCGCGGCAUCCUCCGCGUGCACACGGGUACCUGCAGCUGCUGCUGAGGCUGGUGGCUGGGUUGCCUGGAUGAACCUCUCCUCCUCCUCCUCUCCUUCUCGCUGGAACUGGGAGCCUCUAGGUGGGGCCUGGCAGUCAGGCUGUUGCCCCCUCAGUAGUUCAGCUCUGUGCUCAGGCCCCUGGGGCAGGGAGGCAGGGAUGGGGCCAGCCCAAACUCAAGCUCGGUCCUACCCCUCUUGUCCUCCAGCCUGUGCCUCUACCUGUCCACGAGGGGCAUGCUGCUGGGCCACGCCCUAGAACCAGGGAACCUGGGGACUGCAAGUGAAUAAAGCACAUUUCCACUUGAUUCCAGCUUCCCAGAGAGCACAAACUGUAGUGGCCUUGUUACAGCCAAAGACAGACCCGAGGGAGAGUGCAGUAGAGGGAAGAGACAGGCCACUUGAGCACAGUCAAGAUUUCCUUCAGACCUUUGGUUCCUGAGUUUCAUACUGAGGACUGAGCCUUGAGUUGCUACCUAGAAUCUCAGAGCAUAGAGACCAACCCAGCAGCCAGACCUUCUAGUGAAGACACACUGGCUCAGAGAGCCAAGAGCUGGUCAACCCAGUCACGCUACCCCACUGAGCUCCUCAGGUACCACGGUGACAUCUAACCAAGGCCAGUGUUAGCAUCUUCCCUGAGACGCCAGCAGCUGAAAGCCACACCCUUACAAACCUUUCCUGAGAAACAUAGAAACAGUCUUGGUGCCUCUGGGUCCUAUCUUGCCUUUGAUCUUUUGACGAGAAGGAAAUAAACCAGCCCAGCCAUUUGCACUUCAGGUUCCAAGCCAAUGUUAUCCACUCAAUAAGUGCUUAGCAGUUUGCUUCCUCUUCUGUCUAUUUUCAGCUCCAUUUUAAACCAGAAGUUAUUUAUAAAGCUCUGUUCCUCUUUAUGUUCCUGAGUACUGCGGAAUCCUGCUGUAUCAUUCCUGAGUGGGAACCAUCAGUCGGAAAUUGCUGGCUGUCAUAUAUGGACUCGGCACACGGAAGCCAGUGGGGCCUCUGACACCAGCAUCCUUGAGGCUUCUCCUGGGAAGGCAAGACCCUGCAGUGCACGCCUAGCACCUUGACAUGCAGGGACUCCUAAGGCUGGGCUUCUGGAAGUCAACUGUGCCUAAGCAAAGUGGCCAUGUGUCAUUCACAUAUCAAAUUCUUCCCCUUUGUUUCCCCCUGUGUGUUUCCACCCUGAGUGUGACUGUGCCUCAUAGACACUGUUGGCGAAUUGUCUUUGAACUUAGCUUUGUGGAACCGAAGAGUGUUACUGCUUGGAAGACUUCAGCUCUCUCUCCCUCCUCCCUCCCUCCCUCCCUCCCUCCCUACCUUUCCUCCUCUCUCCCUUCUUCCCUUCCUCCUUCCCUAAAACACAUCUGGGAAACCUGUUCUGCUCUGGUCCAUGGCUGAGCUUGGGGAGAUAUAAUGAUGAGGACAUUAGCUCUGUCUUCUGCGGGUGGAGACAGAUCACAUACACCCUGAAGUUCUGCAUGCCAUGCCAGCAGCUCCAGGUAGGAGCUGUGAGAAUACCGCUGGGAGCCAAGUACCUCCACCUGAACACCUAGUUUUACAGGCAAAGCCACAGGUCCAGCUGGGAGAGACAGGAGAACUCUGGGUGGCCCUCCAGGCUCCCACUCAGACUCCUUUGUCUGCCAGGCCUCCUUCUUCAAGCUUUGUUGCAAGUGGGUGGUGCUGAUGCCCAGGCUGUGCUGGGUGCUGACUUUCACCAGUGUUUUGAGCUCUGUUCUGGACUAGGAGUCCCAGGCUGCCCUGAGCCCCAGUCUGUUGGUCUGUAAAACAGAAGUCACUGAGACAUGGAGGCCCAAACAGAGGGGAAACUGGGGUAGACUCCUCAGGACAGUGGAUGACAACUGCUUUCUUGGGGAAGAUUCCAGCUAACUGACAUUACUAGCCACUGUUCAGUUAGUUGAACCCAGUUUCUUGAAACUGUGAAACAUUCCAUGUAAGGAAAUAGGAUCGAUUAGGGAAGAGACCCGGUCAAGUCACAUCCUGGGGCCUGUUGAGUGUGACAGAGCCCUCUACGAGAGGCCCUCUGGGGAACAGGUGUGGUUUGGGUGGACAGAGCUGGAGCAGGAGCUUUUGUGAGUCCGACAUCAGGAUCCCCAUAGCUGAGGGUAUUGGGGGUGGAGUUUGUUCCAGCCAGGGCGCUUGUAGGAGCACUGAGAUCCAUCCCAGGUGAGAGUUGGAUACCUAACAUAUGGCUGUAAUUGUGCUGUGGGUCUAGAACAAGUUCCUUCUUUCUCUCAGGGUCUCCAUUUCCUCAUCUCUACAGGGAGAGGCUUAGAAAAAAAUCUCCAGAGUCUCUAUAAUCUUUAUUUUUAAAAGUCAUGAUGUAUGGAUGAAAGCCAUAGCUACCAUUUAUUAUUGUAAUAGCUAAGAUUGACUGUGCUCUCGUUCUGUGCCCAGCCCUGCACUGAGCACUUUCCUGCACCAUCGCCCAGCAUCACAAGAUCCCUCAGGUCAGGAGGCUCCAUGGUACAGGUGAGGCGGUGAGGUUCAGGGCAACUCAGAGACUUGUCCAUGAUCAGACAGCCAAGGGAGAGCACUGCACUCAGGUCUGUAGAACCCCAAAACUUGACCUCCAAACGUCAGUCUUAGCUCCCCAGCUGGUAUUGCUAGGGCUAGAACAAGGAGGAUCCCAACAGAGAUGCCUCCAUAGGGUGGUACUAGGCCCUGGCCUAGGGACAAAUGCUCUAGAGAGCUGUCCUGGGUGCAGAAGACAGCAUCUGCUCUUGGUCCCUCUCCCAGCUCUACCCUCUGCAGCAGUACUAGCCACUUAGAGGAGCCCUGGAGGGGAACUGAGGCCAACUUCACAUCUCUGGGUGGAAGAGAUGCCCAGAAAAGGUAUGUAUUAUGGCAACAUGAGUUGCUCAGGAUCACAUGGCCAGCUAGAGGCUCAACUGGGACUCACCCAGUUGCCUGAUUUUCAGGCCACAUACUUUUUCCUAUAGCCAAUGUUUGUAGGAAAAAUAUUUUUUGGAAGGCUCAGAGAGAUCUGGGCAUUGAUUCUGGAAGCCCUCUGCCAUGUUCCUCUGCAGCCCUGUCACUGUCCCUCUGUGAGGUGCAGACUGCCGGUUACAUUCUUAUUUAGGGGAAAUCAAUUCCCCAUGAGCAAAACAGCUAUCAUGUCUUCCUUUCUGCUAAAACCAAGCUCCAGGCUUAAAAGGCAGAAAAAUACCACUGAUGAUUUGAUGCUCAGCCAAGCAGGAAGGAAGGUGGCUCAAGGUCAGACAAGCCUAUGGGACUGGUUCAGCAAUGCUGUGGCGGCAACUCUGCCAUUAAUUGCCCGGUGCUGCAGAGAGCAGAGAGGAUCCUGGCCCCGGACUCUGCUAAGUAUGGGGAGGAGGCAGGGGCAACACUUUCUGACAACAAAAGGAGAGGAGAGUGCUGGUUCCCAGUCCAGAUCAGAGCUCAUUUUGUGCCAAGCAUUGUGCUAGGGGCCAGGGAACAAGGGAUGAUCAGAAGCAUAGUCCCAGCGCUCCAGGUGCUUAGGUUGAUGUAGCGGUAAAUGAAGCAUCCCCCAAACACACACUGGCACCGUCAGUGCGCAGUACAGUGAAGUACCCACUUGGGGACAGUUGCCUGGGAUAGGAGGGGAAGGGGAGGCAGAGUCAGUUCUAAAUCCUACGUUUUGCACCAUAAAGAUUGUCACUACCAAGGCAGGGGUGAAUUCUCAGGUCUCAUCCUCAACAGCUGUGCAGCAUUUGACAGGGGUGUCCUCUCUGGUCUUUUUGAAGGUCUCUGUUCUAUGUGAACCAAUCUGUUCUUUCCCUGCCUCUCUAAAUGCUUCUCUACAGCUCCCUUGUGACUCUUCUGUGAAGCUUCCUCAGGAUUCUCUGCUCUUCCUGGGAGCCUCCUGCAGAAACCCCAUCUACUGCCUGCUUCCAGCAUCUGCUGCCCUUUCAUCUUAGCACCUGGGGCAUGACCACUGGCGCCUUGUGAGCAUCUUCAUCUGCUCCACAGCUCAGACCUCAGUCUGCCCUCCACUGCUGCAGUUAAAACAACAACUUGGACUCAGCAUCUCCUCCCAUUGCUUAACAGCUCUGUGACCUUGGGAAGCUCCCGAAGCUUGUGGAGGCUCUGAUUCAUUAUCUCAAAAAUGAGGACAGGACUCCAACUGCACCAGCUGUUGUGAAGGUUGAAUUAAAUAAUGUUGCAUGGCCAGGCAUGGUGGCUUAGAUCUCUCACCCCAGCACUCUGGGAGGCGGAGGCAGGAGGAGAGCAAGUUUGAG